Rhopalosiphum maidis (corn leaf aphid) is the source of this 1196-nucleotide messenger RNA. RefSeq lists its product as uncharacterized. The transcript is spliced from 2 exons. The coding region runs from base 344 to 1117 and encodes 257 amino acids. The record is from RefSeq and is a predicted model, not a curated record. Gene Ontology annotation, molecular function: protein binding. NCBI's taxonomy places the organism in Eukaryota, Metazoa, Arthropoda, Insecta, Hemiptera, Aphididae.
GAGCGUAAAGUGUGUAGAGAACUAGAGGUAGACCAUGCUCUGCUGCUUUGGGUAUAUCUCAUACUAUAUUUUAGUAUUAUAAUAUAAUAUAUAUUGCUAAUAUUCUAUAGUUCUAAGGUAACAAUCGUCGAUCUAAAUAAUUAUUAUUCAUUAUCUACUAUCAAGUAUUAAGUAUUAACUAAUAAACUAUAUAAACAACUUUUGUGUUCGGGUGUCAUGGUGUUGGUGAAUACACACAUUUGAUCCAAAUUUAUAUACCUAAUUACUUUAUUAUAAAACUCUUGUAAACAAUUUAUUAUAUAAAUACAUUUUCAAGUGAAAUCAUAAUAAUAUCAAUCACAUUAUGAUGGCUACCGUUGAAAAGAAUUCACUGUCUGAGUUUUCAUCACUUCUGUCAAAUGCACUUACCAGUCUAGGACAUGAGCGACUGUUCAACAUUGCUUUUGUAUUCACUGUUGAAACUGGCUUUAUUCCAACUUCUUUGGCAGAGAAAUUCAACUCAACUAAUUCAAAUAUCAAAUUGGCUAGAAUGAUAAAGAGCCAGCCAUUAAAUUCAUUUUGGUAUAAAAAUAAUGAUAAUUUUUAUGCUGAGCUAAAAAUGUCUAAUCAGUUAUGCUUUUUAAUUGGUGUUUCUAUUGGCGAUUCAUUAAUUAUAACAUUAAGUCAUUCAAAUUUAUCAAAAUGCAUUAAUUUUGAGACUGAUAAAAUCAUUCCCAGUGAAAAUAUGGAAAAUUUGUUUGAUUUAUCUAUAAAAUACAAAAAUUUGGUCAGCGUUCCAAUCAAAUGUGCUGUAUUGGAAAUCACCGUUGGUCAAUAUCCUUCUUUAUGCGGAUUACCUGAGGAAUUGGUUACCUAUAUUUUGAAGACUGGACUAAAACCUAUUGAAUUUUAUUCAUUGAUGAGAUCCUGUAAAAAAAUGUAUCAUUUAGUUACAAACAACCGGUUAUUAUGGAAAAAAUUUGCGAUUCAAGAAUUAUCGGUUAUUCCAGUACCAUUAGGAUUAAGAGAUACAAUAUCAAUUUCUGAUUAUAGACUUAUGUAUUAUGAUAUUCUUAGAAAAAGAGCUAUUAGAAAUAAAGAGAUGGAAGAAGCAAGUAAAAAUGAUUGGCUCCUUUAAAUUAAAAAUAUUAAGUGUUAAUUUAUUUUUAUGAAAAUGAAUGUAUUUAUAUUAUAUAAAACACUGCAUGCAUAUAAAA